AUGGGUUCUAUCGCGACAGACGCCGUGCAGAGAGACUUCCUGAAACGUCUGCCAGCCAAGAAUGUCGGCCCUCUAUGGACAGUUAUGGACGCCUUGGUCUCACAGAUCCCAGCACCAAAGGCAACGCCUGCGAUCUGGAGGUAUGAUGAGCUACAUCCCGAUCUCAUCACAGCCAGCCAAAUAAUCCCAGAGGAACAAGCAGAACGCCGAGUACUCAUGCUGAACAAUCCCUCCAUGAAGGCCCCAUACACAACCGACACCCUGUACGCGGGUCUUCAGAUCAUCAAUCCAGGCGAAACUGCGCCGGCUCACAAACACGUAGCUUUCGCCCUGCGCUACAUCAUCGAAGGCAGUCGAGGCUUCACCUCCGUGGACGGCAAGAAAAUCUCCAUGGAAAAGGGUGACGUGAUCCUCACGCCCUCGUGGACAUUCCAUGACCACGGCCACGAAGGCCAGGGACCCAUGAUCUGGCUUGACGGCUUAGAUCUCCCGCUGUUCCAGGGGAUUCCAGUCAACUUUGCCCAGGCAUACCAUGAGAAGCGCUUCCCGCGCGAGCCUGUCGAGUCCAGCCCGAACUUGCAUUUCCCCUGGGCGCCUGUAAAAGAGCUUCUCUCCUCCUCCCGUCCCCAUAGCGUCCACCACUACCUCACUCCGGACGGCGACCCGAUAUCCAACACCCUCUCCGCCCAGGCCGAGCGCGUCGCAGCGGGCACAACUAGCCCGGCUAUACGGGAAACCUGUUCAUUCGUUUACCACAUUCCCCAGGGCACGGGUUCGACUCGCAUCGUAAGCGGCAAUGGUACCGAGACGAUACUGAAAUGGAAGGAGAACGACACGUUUGCCGUACCGGCAUGGUCGAGUGUGUCACACACGGCAAGUGACCAAGGCGAUGUCUAUCUUUUUGCGUUUUCGGAUCGGGGAGUGUUGGAAAGGCUGGGCUUCUACAGGAAGCAGGAGGAGUGA
Messenger RNA from Cladophialophora immunda, 963 nucleotides. RefSeq lists its product as uncharacterized. Gene Ontology annotation, molecular function: dioxygenase activity. The record is from RefSeq and is a predicted model, not a curated record. The transcript is spliced from 3 exons. The coding region runs from base 1 to 963 and encodes 320 amino acids. Lineage: Eukaryota; Fungi; Ascomycota; Eurotiomycetes; Chaetothyriales; Herpotrichiellaceae.